UGAACGGCGCACAGUGUUUGUCACUAGGUUCGGUGUUUCUCCGACACGGCGCGGGCAGAAGCGCCCUGAGCCGCCGCCGCCAUGAACUCCAGCCUGGACCUGUCGAGGCGAAACCCGCAGGAGGACUUCGAGCUCAUCCAGCGGAUCGGCAGCGGGACCUACGGAGAUGUCUACAAGGCGCGCAAUGUCAACACAGGAGAGCUGGCCGCCAUCAAAGUCAUUAAACUGGAACCAGGUGAAGACUUUGCGGUGGUACAGCAAGAGAUCAUUAUGAUGAAAGAUUGUAAACACUCCAACAUUGUUGCUUACUUUGGCAGCUAUCUCAGGAGGGAUAAGUUAUGGAUCAGUAUGGAAUAUUGUGGAGGAGGCUCACUGCAGGAUAUUUAUCAUGUGACUGGGCCUCUGUUGGAAUCCCAGAUUGCAUAUGUAUCACGGGAGACGCUGCAGGGUUUGUACUACCUCCAUAACAAGGGCAAGAUGCACAGAGAUAUUAAGGGAGCCAAUAUCCUACUAACCGACAACGGCUAUGUGAAGCUGGCGGAUUUCGGAGUAUCUGCUCAGAUCUCGGCUACACUGGCCAAGAGGAAGUCUUUCAUUGGAACGCCGUAUUGGAUGGCUCCAGAGGUGGCGGCUGUAGAAAGAAAGGGUGGUUAUAAUCAGCUGUGUGAUAUCUGGGCUGUGGGCAUCACUGCUAUAGAGCUGGCUGAGCUACAGCCACCCAUGUUUGACCUGCACCCAAUGAGAGCCCUUUUCCUCAUGACUAAGAGCAAUUUUCAGCCUCCUAAACUGAAAGAUAAAGUCAAAUGGACGAGUAACUUCCAUCACUUUGUGAAAAUGGCGCUGACGAAAAACCCCAAAAAGAGACCGACAGCUGAAAAACUCCUCCAGCACCCAUUUGUAUCGCAGCCCCUGAGUCGGACCCUCGCCAUAGAGCUGCUGGACAAGGCCAGCAACCCUGACCAUGCCCACUACAGUGACAUAGAUGAUGAGGACCCUGAUCCUGAAUCUCCUGUUUCUGUUCCUCAUCGGAUUCGCUCAACAAGUAGAAGUUCACGGGAUGGAAAGACUCUGUCCGAGAUCAACUUUGAUCAGGUGAAGUUUGAUCCUCCUCUAAGGAAGGAGACAGAACUACAUCAUGAACCGGAACUUCAGUUGGAGCCGCACAGUAUAUUAGGAGACAACAAGAGCCUCUUAAAAUCUGUAGCAGAGGAGCUUAAUCAGAGGGGUCAUGUGACACAUUUAGAGGAUGGUGAGGAGGAGGAUGAUGGUGGUGGUGAUGAAGCUGUACAUUCAAACGCCAGUUCCACAAUGAGGCCCAGAGUACCUCCCCCACUGCCCCCCAAACCCAAGGCUCUAAGUUCGGCGCAGAACGGUCCCACUGGAGACGACAGUGGUGGACAGGGGACGAUCAAGCGCUGCCCUGCUUCUCCAAACCCCACCCCUCCUCCUCGCCCUGCCUCCUGUGUGCCCCCCAGACCACCGCCCCCUCGUCUGCCCCCCCACAGACGCAGCAGCUUAGGUAACGGAGUUAGCCCGACUCAGCAGAACGGGGAGAGAGAAAGACAGUCGACCCUCCCCACGAUCCCCAGCCGCAAGAGCAAGGACAUUCCAAAACCCAUCAGUAACGGCCUGCCUCCAACUCCUAAAGUGCAUAUGGGAGCAUGUUUCUCUAAAGUAUUCAAUGGCUGCCCGCUGAAGGUCCACUGCGCUACGUCCUGGGUCAACCCAGACACCAGAGAUCAGUAUUUGAUUUUUGGAGCUGAAGAAGGCAUCUACACUCUCAACCUGAACGAGCUCCACGAGGCCGCCAUGGAACAGAUAUUUCCACGGAGAUGCACAUGGCUAUACGUUAUGAACAACUGGCUUCUGUCUAUAUCUGGUAAAGCCUCCCAGCUGUACUCCCACAACCUGUCAGGCCUCUUCGAGCACGCUCGGCAGAUGCAGAAGUUACCGGUUGCCAUACCCACAUAUAAACUGCCUGAUAAAAUCAUCCCCCGGAAGUUCACAGUGUCCAAUAAGAUUCCAGACACAAAGGGAUGCCAGAAGUGUUGUGUAGUUCGUAACCCAUACACAGGGCACAAGUACCUGUGUGGUGCAUUCCAGUCCAGUGUAGUUCUGUUCGAAUGGGUGGAGGCCAUGCAGCGCUUCAUGCUGAUCAAGAGUAUAGACUUCACGCUGCCUUGUCCGCUGGAGGUGUUUGAGAUGCUGGUGGUCCCGGAGCAUCAGUACCCACUGAUCUGUGUGGCCGUCAGUAAGGGCAGCCAGCCUGACCAGGUGGUGACCUUUGGCACGGUGGACCCGAACGCUCCCGUACCCACCUUCACUGAACCUGACACGCCACAGACGUGUGUAAUCCACGUUACUCAGCUGGAGAGAGACACCAUACUAGUCUGCUUGGAUCGAUGUAUAAAGAUGGUGAAUUUACAAGGCAGGUUAAAAUCCAACAAGAAGCUCUCUGCUGAACUCACCUUCAACUUCCAGAUUGAAGCAAUAGUUUGUUUGCAGGACAGUGUGCUGGCCUUCUGGAGGCAUGGGAUGCAAGGACGCAGCUUUAAAACCAACGAGAUCACGCAAGAGAUCUCGGAUAACUCGCGCAUCUUCAGACUGCUGGGAUCAGACAGGACGGUGGUGUUGGAAAGUCGACCGACAGACAACCCCACAGCCCAGAGUAAUCUGUACAUACUCGCAGGCCAUGAAAACAGCUACUGAUCACGUACACGCUCAUUCGCACUCUCAACGGCAUUCCACAGCCAGUCAACAUAAAAACUACAUCCCCAGCCAUGUGUAUAAGCUAUGUGUGUGCACGUAGACAUUCCUAUAAAACCACACGUCCCUCCAUGUGCAACCAGCCAUUCUACUAAACUGCUGUAACACUACAACUCAGCCACAGAUAAACACUACCAGAACCUAAUCAGCAUCAGGAGAAAGAGGAAAUAAAGCAAACUCACCCGCUGCUCUGCUCGACAAGCACUACAACACGACUGUACUGUACGCAACAGCAACGGGACAGUUGUUGUGUCACAACGAAACAAACAAGAUUGCCUAUUCAUUUAUUUAUUGUGGCAUGCUACGGAGAUGCAGACGGCAUCCUCUUUUUAGUUUUUAGGUUUUUUGUUUUAAACGUGUCACCGUUCCUGCUUGCAGCCUUUCCUUGUCCUUUUAGAGCCAGAGGAGCCGAUGGUCCAACUUUUGUGUCAGGGGUCCAUAACGACUCUGUAUUCACUUUCUCAACAGAGCGUAACUUCUGUGUGGGUAUUUGUUAUUGCAUUGUAACGAUAUAAUGAUAUGCUUGUGAAUUAAUGCAUUUUACAAUAUAAGAACAUGUACUUGCAUAGAAGUUACAGUAUGCUAGCAUACCUAUGUACAUACUUUGGUUAAUCGGACACCUGGUAAGAAGCAGGACCACGUGAUUAAGUCCAAGUCCUCAUAUGAACCAUUCCAGACUUAAAGGAAAACUUCAUCCAGGAUUGUUAAUGUUGCUAAUAAUCUGUGAAACAAGGCAAGUGAGAACAUGCUAACUGAUGCCUAUUUGCCAUUUUAUAUGACUUAUUUAUAUUUAACAAGAUGGCCUGCUUUAUUUAUGAAUUAUGUAAUGAUUUUGGACUUGUUCAUGACAAGUUCCGUCUGAGAGGGGCCUUUUUCUCAAAUCUAAUUAGUAUAAAACUACAACUCUUGCUACUUAAACACUAAAGUCAGUGUGCUGUUAAUGACAGCAACACAAUUCACUACACAAAUGCAAACAUUGCUAUGAAUUGUUAGCUAUAUUAGCAUUUUUGGGUGAAUUAUUCCUUUAUGGCUGUUUGUAUUAUGCAUUUUUAAUUAAAUUAGAUAUUCCUCAAUCAGUGUUACCCUACAAAUGUGUGUAUAUAUAUAUAUAUAUAUAUAUAUAUACAGCUGCCAAAUGGAACUCAAAUCUUGGGAUGAUGAUACUCAUUUAGCGCACAUGAAGUCAGACUCCCUACACAGUCCAUAUAGUUACAUGAGGGCAUUUUUCCACUGCAAGCCUCAAAAACAAGAAAUGGGAACCUACGGUUCUAGUUCUGGUUCAUUUUCCACCUAAUUGAUAGACAGCUGUAACCAUCAUGAUUUCCUUGAAAUGAAUUGUCCUUUUGGUUGUUUUGUGCCAAUCUCAAGCGUCUAAUUUGGCAAAUUAGCUAGCAUCCUUGCUAGUCAUACCGAUUUUAACUUACUAGUUGAUAUGAAAAAAUAUACUGCACUCUCCACUACUUACAUUCUCACAGAAAUUUCAAGAAAUACACAGAAUCGUGUGUAGAACAAAAACUUAUAUAUAAACGUGUAUUUUUCUGUCAAGUGUGAAAAUAUGAGCAAAAAAGCUUGUUCUGUGGAAGCUAGCAUUAGCAUUAGCUAACUAGCUUAUCUUAGAAAAUUCCUAGAAUAGCAAUCAACACAUCAACGUGCCAUCCUAGUUUGCAGUAGCUGCAAUGCUUGCUAGUUAUACUUGGCGAAACUUAUUUGUUGAUAUGAAACAAUAUACUGCACUGUCCACUUAAAUUCUCACAGAAAUGUCGAGAAUUACACAGAAUCGUGUGUAGAACAAAAGCAAAACAUAUUUUUCUGUGAAGUGUGAAAAUAUGAGCAAAAAAUCUUGUUCUGUGGGAGCUAGCGUUACCGUUAGCUUCCUGACUAGCUUACCUUAGAAAAUUCCUAGAAUAGCAAUCAACACAUCAACAAACCAUCCUAGUUUGCAUUCUGGUGCACUUACUGGUCAAAUAAUAGUGCUUGGUGACUUUAUUCUGACAUGGAAGAGUAAAGAAAUCACUAAAUUGUUAUUAGCUUUAGCUGCAAGUGUUAGCAAAGACAGAGAAGUACACUCUCAUAUCUCACUCUCAAGUAUCAUUAGUUCAUGUUGGUCCCAAUCUUGAUCAGGUACCGAGAACCAAAUCUGGAACCUUUGUUACUGGAUCAUUUGCCAAUGGAAAAAGCACAGUUCCAGUUUUCUGGUGCUUGUUGCAGUGGAAAAACACCCAAAGUGUUCAGUUAUGUGUAAUUGACCAAGGUCAGAUUUACUAAACUUUGGGAUGAUUAGUCGCCAUUCCAAAAUCUAUCUAAUAUUAGAUUUGUUCAGACAAAAAUGUCUUAUUUCAUGUUUAUCCAUUCCGCUUUGUAAAACUUGACCAACUCAAAUUGUUUCCUGAACCAUACUGAUUGUAGCCAGAUUGUGUUACUUUGUAUUAAUCCUGUCAUAGAGGAUUUAGUCCAAACUUCAAGAUAGCUGCCAUAAACCCCGGCUUUAAAUGCUGAAACGUUGCCAUUUCAUGUCCGAAGUUAACCUAGGACUGAACCACUGUCAUAUUGUUAAAAACCCAUGGGCCAGUUCCACAGAUUAAGCCUUAUUCUUAACUACAAAAGGACUCAAAGGGAGAAUUUCCAUUCAUGCUGUAUUGUAGCUGUAGGCUAAACUCGAAAAAGCCUGAAGUCUGAAACAACCCGGUCCGUUUAGGUUGCUAUUUAAGUCUUGCCUUUAAAAGAAAGAACAGAAAUCAAAUGUCACUUAAUUCCACUUUAGCGUAAGGAAUUUAGUUUUAUUUAUGGAAAGAUGGAUUUCAGAUUUUGAAGUGGGAUGGUUGUUUUUGUAUUUUAUUGCUUUUAACUGAAAGCCAUGCCUCACGUUUGGAUUAUUUCGUAACAUUACUAAUCACUGUAUUGAAAAUUUGCACAGUUUUAUACAGACUAUAAUGUGACAUUCGCUGUUCGCAAGUGCAUAGGUGUUUCGAAAUGUACAUAAAAUGCAGUAACAUCCGUGUGCAUCGCUUCACACUACGGACAUGUGCAUUCGCACUCUUAAGCUGUGAUGUCAUUAAGAGAUAGAAUAGACGAAUAGAGAUUGCUGGGAAAUAGUAGAUGUAAAGAACAUGAUGACGAGGUACAGUACCGGUCAAGAGAUGCACCUGUGAGGGGUUUUUCUUUGUUUUUUACUACUUUCGAAUGAUAGUGGACAUCAACACUAUGUAAUAUCACACAUGGAAUUACUAUAAUGGGAAAUGUAGGCCUUCUGCUAAAUAAGGUACAACACAUCUGAUUGGCUGAACACAUUAAGAAGGACAAACAUUCCACUAAGGCCGCGUUCACAUUACGAGCCUCACUGCUUAAUUCGGUUUCAAUCUUUUUGACUUGAUGAUUCACGUUCGUGUGGGCAAGUGGCUUCUUUCUGUCAGUCUGCAUCCAAGUCACGUAACGUGACGGUAAUUAUUCAGAUGCAUUGCUUCUGCAGCAUUUACUGGGACUAAGUUCAGUUUAGGAACUUGUGCAAAAAAGUGAAUUCUGAUCUAGCCAUUCUCAUUAAGGUCACAAGCGUACAAAUCAAGCAUGUAACAAUCUACACAGGGGGGAAAAAAGUUUUUUUUAGUUCAGCCUAAUAACACUGAGUUUGUGUAACAAGCAGUUGAACAGGUUUUGUUCUGUUGACAUUAAAAUAGUAUUAUAAAUACUAAAACAGUGCGAAACAAAAUUUCAGUUUAGAUAAAAAAGCAAUAUUAAUUUACUUCAAACCUCAAUAACAUCUGGCCUCUACCACUUUUUACAGCAUAGGACCACAUAUGAAUGGAUGCGUUCACAUUACCAGACUGUGUGUGAAUCUGAUUUUUUUGUCCUAAUAUGCAAAAUAUUUUAGUUUAGAUAAACAAACGCAAUAUUAAUUUACUUCAGAACUUCAAUAAUAUUUAACCGCUACCUCUUUUUUUUAAUGUGUAGGACUACAUAUUAAAAGAUGCGUUCACAUUAUCAGACUGAAGUAGUGUGAAUCUGAUUUUUUUUUGUCCUAAUGUGCAAAACAAAAUUUUAGCUUAGAUAAACAGAAGCAAUAUUAAUUUGCUUCAAACCUCAAUAAUAUCUGGCUUCUAGCACUUUUUACAGUAUAGGACCAAAUAAUAAAGGCUGCAUUCACAUUACAAGACUGAAGUAGUGUGAA
Colossoma macropomum (tambaqui) is the source of this 6928-nucleotide messenger RNA. It is a transcript of the gene map4k3b, whose product is annotated as mitogen-activated protein kinase kinase kinase kinase 3b. Lineage: Eukaryota; Metazoa; Chordata; Actinopteri; Characiformes; Serrasalmidae. The transcript has 33 exons. Bases 82 to 2709 code for a protein of 875 amino acids. Gene Ontology annotation, biological process: protein phosphorylation. Gene Ontology annotation, molecular function: ATP binding; MAP kinase kinase kinase kinase activity. The record is from RefSeq and is a predicted model, not a curated record.